Molecule: messenger RNA, 5910 nt
Organism: Ictalurus furcatus (blue catfish)
Lineage: Eukaryota; Metazoa; Chordata; Actinopteri; Siluriformes; Ictaluridae
Exons: 28
Coding region: 1176-5504 (1442 amino acids)
Biological process (GO): cell surface receptor signaling pathway
Molecular function (GO): transmembrane signaling receptor activity
Source: RefSeq, a predicted model, not a curated record
AUUAAUUUAAUAUUCAUGGGGCUCAUUUGCAUAUUUUGGUGCAUUAAAAAAUGUAUUAAUGCACUUGCAACUGCAUACAUAUACAAGUAAAAUAAAAAGAAAAUUCCUAUCCUUAGUUUAAUAAGCAUGUGGCUCUUUAACCUUAUUUUUUCUUUAACUCAUAUUCUUACACCUUUGGUUGGUUUUUGGUUAUAUGAACACUUGGUAUCUGGUACUGCACAUAACAAAGAAUUGACAUGAAAGUACUGUAGAGUUAGCUGGGAUUAAUAUUUAUUUAUUUGAUUUUACAACAUGUUGUUCUAGAUCAUUGCUGCCGUCGUCCGGCCUGUUGUUCUGCACGCGCUAACACACUGUUUAUAGUUUGUUUACAUUUGUAUGAACAUUUUUAUUGUUUGUGUUUAUGGCUUUUUAACAAACUAAGGGGCACUGUUUUCAAUUUGGCUGGUACAAGAACACAAUUUGAAUGGAAUUAGGAGGGUUGUAGGGAAGGUGGUGGCUGAGCAGAGCUUUCCUGUCAGGGUAGCUGACUGUAGUAACAUCAAUCUGACACAAAAGAAACAGCAUAAGAAGGGGAGAAACCUGAUGAAUAUACAGUAUUUGAUGAAUGUACACUGGUGUUCUUAGACAUCAGCUAAUCCUGAUAUUCACUUAUAAGGGUUUGCCAUGAUUAAACCAUGAAUCAACCAAUGUGAGAAUAUUUUAGGGUGUUUUACUGCUUGGGGGAAAAGCAAGUGAGGUCUCUGGAGGCUGAGUCCCAACUGCAUAAGUAGUGGAUAAGUAGUGGAUAAGUGGAUACUAGAUAAAUAGUAUCAAAUGGGUAAGUAGAUAUAACCAGUUCAGAGUGUUAGCUAGUAUAUAAAUGUCUUUACUUUUCUCUGUUCUCCUUUAUGGCCAGAGUGGAUAAAUGGGGAAAUGGCUUUGCUGCCAGGAAUCACACAGAGGAUUUGAAACUUCUAAGUGUCAAACUUUGCGAUCUGACAGCGAGAAAACACAGGAAGUGCUGAGACUUUACCACGCACCACUGCUCUGUCAGUCAGUCAGUCGUUAGAGAGACAGGAUGGAGUUCAGUCCACUCGCUGUGAUGCUCUUGUGAUCUGACUGUAAGAACACAGGAAGUGUAGAGACUUUAACACACACCACUGCUCUGUCAGUCAGUCAGUCAUUAGAGAGGCAGGAUGGAGUUCAGUCCACUCGCUGUGAUGCUCUUGCUGAUUUCACUUAUACCAGUGGCCCAUGCUCAAGAAAAACCCAAACCGACUGUGAGAGUGAAUCCUCAGAGCUCCGUCUACACUGGAGACACCAUCACUCUGACCUGUGAGCUGCAGUCGACUGGAUGGGAGAUUCAAUGGUAUAAAAAUAAUCCGCAGUUGCAGCCUCUGUACAGUGAACAAGCAAACACACUUAAAAUGACAGUCAAUAAUGCAGGAGAAACAGAGUACAAGUGUCGCGCAUGCAGGAGAAACCAAGAGAGAGGGUACUACUACUACCACUACUACUGCACAGAGCUCAGUGAUCCUGUCAGGAUUACAGUGAGAGAGAGACCAGGGGCAGUACUGAGUGUAUCUCCACAGAGCUGGCUGACUGAAGGAGACUCAGUGACUCUAAGCUGUGAGGUUACAGACUCCUCUACAGACUGGACAUUCAGCUGGUACACAGCUGUUCCCUACAGAGACGGCUUAACUCAAAUAAAACAUAAUCAUGGCUAUAUCAUGUAUGUGGAGCUCCUCUCAGACAGCAGCAGAGGAUCUGGAGGCAAAUACACUCUCAGUCCUGCUGCUCUUAAUCACACAGGAGUUUAUAUGUGCAGAGGAGAGAGAGGAGAACCAGCCUUACACACACAGUACAGCAAUCCACAGACACUAUGGAUCACUGGCGAAUCUCCUCCAGUCUCUCUGAUCAUCAAUCCCAGCAAAACCCAACACUUUACUAAAGACUCUCUCUCACUGAGCUGUGAGGACCAGAUUAACUCUACUAGAUGGAGAGUGAGACGAUACACACACAGUGAGGGAGUGUUAGAUUGUUCAAGGGGAUCAGUUACAGGAUCUACAUGUGAAAUCAGCUUCCUCUCCACAUCCCACACUGGAGUUUACUGGUGUGAGUCUGAAUCUGGAGAAAACAGUAAUCCUGUCAACAUCACAGUGCAUGAUGGGGAUGUGAUCCUGGAGAGUCCUGUCCAUCCUGUGACUGAGGGACAUCCUCUGACUCUACGCUGUUUAUAUCGAUACCCAAAUUCCUCAAACCUCCGAGCUGAUUUCUAUAAAGAUGGAUCAGUUCUCCAGACACAGACUACAGGAGAGAUGAUCAUCCGAACUGUCUCAAAGUCAGAUGAAGGUUUCUACCACUGUAAACACCAAGAGAGAAGAGAGUCACCGAAAAGCUGGGUCUCAGUCAGAGGUUCUAGAGCCAGUGCUGGAACAGUAGGAGUGGCUGUGGGUUUGGGAUUUUUGUUCAUCGCUUUACUGAUCUUAAUGAUCCUGCUGUGGUCCUACAAAAGAAAAAAAGAAAAUCAGACAUCAGAGCAGAAUCAGAUCCGGUCAGGAGCUGAAGACUCUCAGUCAGGACACACACCACUUCAGGCUGGAAGUGAACACAUUUAUGCCGCUGUGGAUCAGACAGAUACGAGUGGAACAGGUGAAGCUGCAGCUGAGAGCAGAGAAGCCACUUACGCACAGGUCACGAAGAAAAAGAAGACAAACAGGAACAAUGGUGCUGAUGCUGAACCCGGUGUUACCGAUGUGACUUAUGCUGAGAUUGAACUAAAACCAAUGACAAAAGCAAAGAGAAUGAAAGAAAAGACCGCUGUGGGUGAUGACACUGUGUACUCAGUGCUGCAGCAGAAGGUAAAACUCAUGACAUUUAUAAAGUUUAAAAGGCAAUCCAUACACCAUGAAGAAAGAAAUAUGUUUAAAGGUGCAUUGGGUAGAAUUGGGCCACAAGCACUUACAAGGAGUGGCUCAACAUGGGGAUAUAUCAAAGAGGAGCCUUCCAAUCAGGCUGGAACCAUCUCCCACCGUCCCUCCCCCACUGUGGAUCUCAUCCAGCCUGCCGAGUCGACGGAGAACAUCGUUCAGCCUCCCUGCUUGUCUGAGAACACCGCUCAGCAUCCUUGUUCAGCUGAUGAUGCCACUCAGUCUCCCUGUUCAGCUGAAGAUGUUGCUCCACCUUCUGGUGUGGCCAAGAGCUCCGCUUUUCUUCCCUGCUCUUCUUUGGAUGUCACUACACAAGGCUCUGCUUCAGACAUCACGCCACCUGCCUACUCCACUGAGGACAUUGAUCCGCCAUCCUGCUCAGCUGAGGACGUCAACAAGGCGACUUCCUACGCCAAGUUCCAGCCUGAGGUCAUCGAGACAGCCAACCAAGCUCUACUCCUGCCUGAGGCAGACAUCACGACCAACCAUGUUCUGCUCACAACUGAGUUUGCUGACACAGUCAACCAAGUUCUGCGCAUGCCUGAGUCUGCUGACACAACCAGCCAAGUUCAGCUUGCAGAGUCGAUGGUGAAUGGUAUUUUGUCUCCUUGCUUGACUGAGGAUGCCGCUCUGCCAUCCUGUCUCACUGAGGAUGUUGCCCUGCUAUCCUGUUCUGCUGAGGACGUCGCCCUGCUAUCCUGUUCCACAGAGGACGUCGCCCUGUCUUCCUGUUCCACUGAAGCUGACAACCGUGCUAUCUGGACAGCACCUGCCUCUGGGCCUGAGGGUUUGGCCCUUGCUGUUCUUAGGGCUGCUUUAUCACCUGCCCUGAAGGCGGAGUCUCGGGUCCUCAGUAGCGCUCGCACCUCCGCAGUCAUCCACGGCUUCUGGUUGGAUCGUGUGGUGAUGGUGUUGGAGACGAGUGAGUGGUGGGAGGUACUAUUAUUCUUUUUCUAUCCACUGUGUAUUUUACUAUAUUUGGUGUAUCUAAAAUGUGCUAGACUGUGUUCCAGACUUCAUCAGUUCCAUGUUUUUGUCUUGUUCUCUGAUCCUGUUCCCUUUUUAGUGCUGAUUUCACUUAUACAAGUAUCACAUCCUCAAGAAAAACCCAAACUGACUGUGAGAGUGAAUCCUCAGAGCUCCGUCUACACUGGACACACCAUCACUCUGACCUGUGAGCUGCAGUCGACUGGAUGGGAGUUUUACUGGUACAAAUAUAAUCAGUAUAUGCAGCUUCUGGACACUGUAUUUACUGACACCAACACACUCAACAUGACAGUCAAUAAUGCAGAAGAAACAGUGUAUAUGUGUUUAGCACGUAGGCAAAGCAUGCUGGGAGAAAUCUACACAGAGCUCAGUGAUCCAGUCAAGAUUACAGAGAGAGAGAGACCAGGGGCAGUACUGAGUGUAUCUCCACAGAGCUGGCUGACUGAAGGAGACUCAGUGACUCUAAGCUGUGAGGUUACAGACUCCUCUACAGACUGGAAAUUCAGCUGGUACACAACUGUUCCCUACAGAGAUGCCUUAACUCAAAUAAAAGAUACUCAAAGCUAUAUCAUGCAUGUGAAGCCCCUCUCAGACAGCAGCAGAGGAUCUGGAGGCAACUACACUCUCAGUCCUGCUGCUCUUAAUCACACAGGAGUUUAUAUGUGCAGAGGAGAGAGAAGAGAACCAGCCUUACACACACAGUACAGCAAUCCACAGCCACUAUGGAUCACUGGUGAAUCUCCUCCAGUCUCUCUAAUCAUCAAUCCCAGCAGAGCUCAACACUUUACUACAGACUCUCUCUCACUGAGCUGUGAGGGCCAGAGAAACUCUACUGGAUGGACAGUGAGACAAUACACAUACAGUGAGAGAGUGUUAGAUUGUUCACGGUGGGGAUUAUUUACAGGCUCUACAUGCAAAAUCAUUCCAAUCGACACAUAUCACACUGGAGUUUACUGGUGUGAGUCUGAAUCUGGAGGGAGCAGUAAUCCUAUCAACGUCACAGUGCAUGAUGGUGAUGUGAUCCUGGAGAGUCCUGUCCAUCCUGUGACUGAGGGACAUCCUCUGACUCUACGCUGUUUAUAUCGCUACACAAAGUCCUCAAACCUCCAAGCUGAUUUCUAUAAAGAUGGAUCAGUUCUCCAGACACAGACUACAGGAGAGAUGAUCAUCCGAACUGUCUCAAAGUCAGAUGAAGGUUUCUACCAUUGUAAACACCCAGAGAGAGGAGUGUCACCGAAAAGCUGGGUCUCAGUCAGACGUUCUAGAUCUAGUGGUAGAACAACAGGAGUGGGUGUAGGAGUGAGCUUGGCCUUUUUCUUCACCUCUUUAUGGAUCAUAUUUAUCCUGCUGUCGUGCAUCAAAAGAAAGAAAGAAAAUCAGCAGGACACCAAUCAGACAUCAGAGCAGAAUCAGAGUCAGUCAGGAGCUGAAGACUCUCAGUCAGGACACACACCACUUCAGGCUGGUGCUGAUGCUGAACCCAGUGUUAGUUUUAUGAAUUAUGCUGAUCUUGAUCUACAACCGCUGAAUAAAGAAGCGAGAGUACAAGUAAAGGCCAGUGUGGGUAAUGAUACUGUCUACUCAGACCUAAAGCUGAACAUGGAGUGAAACGUGUAUGCUGAUGGAGCCACAGUUAUCAAAUGAAUAGCUGGAAAAUUGUAAUUUCUAUUUUUUCCUAAAAAUGCUCGGCUGUUAGACUGCUAUGUUCUAAACGUGGCUGAUAAUAAACACAAUGGCAUGGAGAAUUUGCACACUGACGGAUGAACCUGUAGGUGCCAAAAACAUCAGCUUUUUCCCAGAGAUCAUGGAAUUGUUUUCUCUUGUAUCAGUCCCAAUCUCUGGAAUAUAAUCCCUAUAUAAGCUUUUAAAUCCAGAUGUUUAAAAAGUGACUUGUUUAACUUGGUAGUAUUAGUUACAGUACAUUUUUUUUCACAGUUACUUUAAAAAAAAAGCCCUCGUUUGUUUACAAAUUUUUCAACUUGUCAUGCAUUGAGAAUAACAGUGUUCUAUGUGG